This is a messenger RNA of Argiope bruennichi, 1511 nucleotides long. Its product is annotated as tax1-binding protein 1 homolog. Lineage: Eukaryota; Metazoa; Arthropoda; Arachnida; Araneae; Araneidae. The record is from RefSeq and is a predicted model, not a curated record. Gene Ontology annotation, cellular component: Ndc80 complex; kinetochore. The transcript has 13 exons. Bases 56 to 1393 code for a protein of 445 amino acids.
CGUUAUUUCAGUUAAGUUUGUUGUUGCCGUGGUGACGUUAAAUACUUCUAUCAAAAUGACUGAAGGUGUUAACAAAUUAUCUGAAGAAGAAUUGUUUGAAUGCUUGAAAAGUUUAAAUGUCCCAACUCGGCUUUCCGAUAUUAAAACUCCAACAAAAGAAUUUCUUAUCAGAGUGUUUGAGUGCUUCUUGAAAGAUUUACAAAUAGAUAUUAUGCAUCAAAAUUUGAGAACAUUCCUUUCCAUAAAACAUAUUGAAUAUCCAGAAAUCAUUGAAGAAGGACAGUGUAUAAUAUUGCUUGUUAUGUUUAUAAACUUCAUAACCAGUGCAGAUGGUUUGGAUAUUUAUGCUCGAGAUAUAAUUUUCCCCAAGCCAAAGAGGACGAAAAAGAUUUUGAAUUACUUGAUUGUGUUUUGGAAAUAUUUUUUGUUGAAAUUUGCUAAUUUUCAAGCAAUAGCUGAAAAGUUUCAAGAAGAAAAAAGGGAAGCAGAUGAGCUUGCUGAAGAAAAUGAUCAAUUAGGAGUAAAAUAUAAUGAAUGUUUAUUAAUCUUAAAGAAUGAUCUUCCUAGUAAAGAAGAACUUAUUAGUUGUAAUGAAUCAAAGGUGGAAAAAUGCAAAGAAAUGGAAAAGCAAAGGGAGGCAUUGACUGAAGAAAAUAGUGCCACAAAGAAGAAAGAAAAUGAUUUGCAAACACUUAUUACAAAAGCUGAUGUUAACAUUGUUUCAACGAAAGAACAAAUAAAAGAACUUGAAGAAUUGAUUCUCACUUCUCCGGAAAAAAUAAGUACUGAGAUUAAAAAAUUGAAAGAUUCAAUUCGUGAAGAAGAAAUGAAGAUUAGAGAAAAAGAAGCAGAGUUGAAAGAUAAAAAGAAAAGCCUUGAUAACCUUAAACAAAUUCUAGAGAAUGAUGCAAAAGAUUUGGAAGAAUUGAAAAAUAUUAAUAAAGCUUUACAAACAUUUGGGGAUGUAGUGAAGAGCUUUAUACUUGACUUUCAAAAAUGUCUAGAGGAGAAAGAAAAUUUAAGGAAAUUGGAAUCGGAACUCCUCUUAAAGGAGGAAAUGCAGUCAAUAAGUGAACAUAAGUUUGCAAAAAUCCAUCUGCAUUAUAAAAAACAGAAAGAAUCUUAUAAUGAAACUUUCCAAAUGCUUCAGAGAAAUCUGUCUGAAGAGCAAAAAGAUCUUACUAGUUUGAAAGCAGCCAAUUUGGAACUGGAUCAGAAAAUGGAUAAAGAGAUUGACACUAUUUUAGAUAUAGUUGAAAAAUUGAAAGAAGCUGAAAAGACAACAGAAAAAUUACAAAUGGAUUAUAAAUCUCAGAUGGAAUCAAUUAGAAACACAUUUGUUUCAGAAUGUGGAGACAUUAAAAGCUAUAUUGUCAAAAAAUAUGCACCAUAAAUUAAAGCAAAUGUGUUUUGUAUAUAAUUAUACUGUUUAUAAAUUAGUUCAUUGUAGAUACUAAAUUGUUUUAUUUUUCUGUAUGCAUCAUUGGUAGUUUCUUUUGAAAUAAAAAUAU